GCCCCGGCGCGCGCCGCGGCUCCCCCCUCCGCCCGCCCUGGGCCUGGCGCCUGCCUCCCAGCCCGCCCGCCCAGGGGCCCAGACGCCUGCGGCACCCCGGCCUCGCCAAAGUCCGGGCACUCUCCCAUCCCGGGGCUCCCCAGCCCCGCCGCCAAGUGGCUCCCCACAUGGCGACGGGGUGCGUCGGGGCGCGCGCGGCGUGCUCAGCGCCCCCCAGCGCCCGCCUGGCGCAGCCGGCCGCCUGGCCUGCCUUCCUCUCCUCUCCUCUCCUCUCCACUCCUCUCCUCUCCUCUCCUCAGCUCUCCCCAGCUCUGCCCUCCUCCGCUCUGCUCCGCUCCGCUCCGCUCUGCUCUCCCCUCCUCUCCACCCCACCUCGCUCCCAGCCCACCCGAGGACACGGGCGACGCCACACGCCAGCCCAGACGCGGCAGCCCCGCCCCGUGGCCCUUCCUCCGCCACGCUUCCCCUCGCCACCCACCCACACCAGGCCCUGACCGAGACACGCGAGAGGCCGGCUCACCUACACAGACACACGGACACCCAGGGAAGCACAGGGACAGACACAGACGGAGGGACCUCUGGACAGACGGCAAGAACGCAGAGCCAGAGAGACAGACUCUCCGACCCGCGGACCCCCUCAGACCCUCCACCCCCACCCCCAGCCCCCAGGACAGACGCGGUGACCCUGACCGGGAUGCUGCCAGGGACGCGGACAGAGACACGGGUGCACGCAACACUCACACACUCACACACACAGACCCACAGACCCACCCACACCCACACCCACACAGACACACACACACACACACACACACACACGGGCGAGGCUUUGGCCUAGGUGGCGGCGCCCCGGAGCUGCCGGAGGAGCCCCCGGAGCCCGAGGACUUGCGGGCGAGGUGUCAGGAGUCCCGAUCUGCUCCCAUUCCUGCCCAGCACCCCUCCUUUGGUGCCGGGCGAGGGGGGCGGGGGGCGGUUCGGGGGGCCUGUCUCCGCCCGGUGUGGGGCGCCGCCGGUCUCGCUGAGCCAGAGAGCCUCGCUGUUGCCGUCGCUGUUCCCGUGAGACAGAGCGUGGAGCCGGGUGCCCACGGACCCGGAGGCCCAGGGCGGUCGGCCAUCCGGCGUCCUGGGCACCUGAGCCCGGGCGCGGGGCCCCAGGGGCAAAGGGGAGGUGGUCGAGAAGGGGCAGGGGGGCCCAGGUCGCGGGGGCGCCGCGAGGGGUGGGGGUUGGGGCGGCUGCCGGUUGGCUUGGGAGCUGGGGGCAGCCCGAGGGCCGCGCUAGGGGAUCCUGGCACCAGGGCCCAGGCCCGGGGCCGGGGCCCAGGGCCUCGGGAGCACAGGCCCGCAGAGAGGAGCCCGAGCCCGGGGCUCGAGGCCCGCUCCCGCCUCCUGCCCACCCCCCGCCCUCCUCCCACAGCCCGGCCCCCACGCCCCCUCCCCGCGUCCGUGGCCGCGGCCCUCACCCCGGUCCCCCUUUCCCUGCCUCUGGCCCCUGAGCCCCCUGCAACAUGGGCCCGCCCUGCCAGCAGCCCCCCAAGGCCGGCUGAGGCGCGGGUGGGCCUUGUGGCGUGGAGGUGGAGAGGCUGGGUUGUGGCCGCCCGCCCGUGCCGCGGGCCGCCCUUUUGGGGCCAGGGGCCCGCGCUGCUGGGGCUGCGGUGGCCAGGGCUCAGGGGGCCCGGGGGUCAGAGGCGUGAGGGGACCGGGGUCAGGGGCGGAGGCGUUCAGGGACUGUUUGGAGGCAGCCGCGUUGGCCAGGGCGCCCCG
Messenger RNA from Soboliphyme baturini, 1761 nucleotides. The record is from the annotation of a GenBank genome assembly. NCBI's taxonomy places the organism in Eukaryota, Metazoa, Nematoda, Enoplea, Dioctophymatida, Soboliphymatidae.